Molecule: messenger RNA, 468 nt
Organism: Adineta ricciae
Lineage: Eukaryota; Metazoa; Rotifera; Eurotatoria; Adinetida; Adinetidae
Source: the annotation of a GenBank genome assembly
AUGCGCACGUUCAUGAUCAUUUUCGAGCGAAAUUUUGAGAAAUAUUUUCCAAUUAACUCAAUUCAUUCGUUACAAUGCCUGGUGGUAAAGCUGGUAAAGAUCAUGGCAAAACAAAGGCCAAAGCUGUUUCACGAAGUGCUCGUGCAGGUCUUCAAUUUCCUGUCGUCACGUACGACAUCGCACGGUCGUGUUGGUGCAACCGCUGCUGUCUACACUGCUGCUAUUCUUGAAUAUUUAACUGCUGAAGUUCUCGAACUUGCCGGUAAUGCAUCAAAGGAUCUCAAAGUAAAACGUAUCAACCCACGUCAUUUACAAUUGGCCAUUCGUGGUGAUGAAGAAUUGGAUACAUUGAUUAAAGCAACCAUUGCUGGUGGUGGUGUCAUUCCACACAUCCAUAAGUCACUUAUUGGCAAGAAAACACCAGUUCAAGGAAGUUUACCUCAACCAGCUGCCAAAGGUGCCGCAUAA